UAAACAAUGUAAUAGGCGUAACAGUGUACUUGAAGCUAUGCUCAAAAUAACUUACGGUAGUAAGACCUCAUUUCGGAUUUACCUUAUUCUGCUGAACGUGUCAACAGGGUAUACUCUACGAGUCUAUAGAUUGUCUGACAGUGUUCAAAGGAUACAUGACCUCCACACGCGGAUCUGGGGGUUCACAUCCUCUCUCCACUUCCGUGUCUACCUUAGUGCUGGUUUUACCCUUCUUGGUCAAUAUUGACCCGUCAGCAGCCAGUACAGAAAUGUGGCGGUUCAGUGCGUCUCAGUCUACCCUCGUGACCUUACUUACUUCAGACUUGAGGUGGAGUCAUCGAAACAUUGUUUUCAGUGUUUAGUCCUGGGACUGCAUCAACUCCUCUAUAAUCUCUCCACAUAUCUUCGUCAUCGUCAUAAAGACUUUAAAAAAAAAACUUCGGAUUGUGGACUACAAGAAUAAGAUAGCAGAAUAUUCUCAACACAGAAUAACAUUUUUUUUACAACAAGCACUACAAAGAAAAUGUUUCUUUGUAAAGUUACAUGAGCCAUAGAUUGAAGCUGAACAUAUUACGGAUACUAUCCAGCGAACAUCAUCAAACAAUACAUCCUUUGUCAUCAUUAAUCUUAGAAUAACAGAAUCACUAAUACAACCUGUGUCUAGUGUGUGAUGCCGUCUUGGGAAACAAUGGAUCAUAAAUGUUAUGAAAAUGUCUUUUGGGGUGAAGAUUUGAGCAGCGUGAAAGGAUAUGAAGUUUUAGUCCAAAGAAAUUCGGACAGUAAAAAGAUAUUAAACGACUUGGAAGAUUAUCUUAAGAAAAGAUCUCGACUUGAAUUAGAUUACAGUAAAAGUCUUUCAGGCCUAGCAAGAACUUUUAGACAAAGAGAUGAUAUGGGGGUUUUGGAAGCAACAAUGACUUUAUUAAAGACAGAGCUGGAUUCCAUGGCUAACUAUCACAAUAAGGCAUCCAUCAGCUUUCAACAACAUGCAGAUAAUGUGAAAAAGUUUAAAGAAGAUCAAACAAACAGAAGAAAAUUUUGUGAAGACAACUUAAAUAAGAUACAGAAUUCAAAACUUUCUCAGUUGAAAAUUACUGUACAGUCAGAGAAACUUUAUGUGAAAAAAUGUUCAGAGAGGGAUAUAGCACAAGCUGCAUUUAAAGAAACAAGUAUGAACCAAGUGUCACUACCAAAAGACAUUGAGAAGGCCAAGAGUAGAUUUUCUAGAGCAACAGAGGAUGCUGAAAAAGCAGAUACCCAAUAUAAGAGUGCAGUAAUGGUCUUGGAAGAAUGCCGAAUACUUUGGGAAAAUGAAAUGAUCACUGCUUGCCAGUCGAUUCAAGUUAUGGAUGAGGAAAGGAUAAAAUUUAUGCGACAAGAAAUUUGGGAUACCACUAACAUAGACUCACAACUUGCACUAGAUAUAGAUCGGUCUUGUGAAUCUGUUAGAGAAGUUUUAGAAAAGUGUGAUAUUGUAACAGACAUUCAAGCUUUUAUCAGCAAAUAUAAAACAGGGGAAAUAAGACCAGAACCAUUUAGUUACAAGCAUUAUACCAAAAUUCAAACAAUGAAUGACAAUGACAGUGAUCUCUUCAGCCCAUACAGUACAAUAGGAGAGGAGCAAAACACACCAGACACGUCCAGCACUGGGACAAGGACAUUUUUUGGGUUUGCCAAGAAGAAAGGUGCUGCUUUAUAGUUCUUGAUGAGAUCAAAUUUUUAAACCAGAAAGACUGUUUAUGUUCUUUGUAUGCAGCAUAAUAGUUUAAAAAGGAAGGGGAGCAGCAGAUAAAAAAAUAUAUUUUGUUAUAUGAAUGUAAAUAUAAGUAUUUCAUUGAUAGAACUAUUAGAACAUUGUUUAGCUUGAAACUUAGAGGCUGUAAUGAUAUUGAAAUGGUGAAAAGGGAGGGCAUAAGUACAUAUUGCAUAGAAUUUAGAGGGUGUUGAUCCCAUUGCAUGGAAUUUGUACUAUGAUCAUACUCUUUGGUAAAUGUAGGAAUUUAUUUUUUGUGGAAAACUAUAUCAUUUCCCCCUUUUUGUUUGAUAUUUACUGUGUCUCAGAACUGUCCCUUCUGCGGAUUUUUUUGAUAAUUUAAAUUAUUGACUAAUUGUUAAUGCAUGCUGUGUAAUGUCUGUGUUGGUGUGUGUGUGUGUGGAGGGGGGGCAAUCAUUUCUAGCCCUCUCCCCCUUCCCAUUCCAAAAUCCUUAAUUCAGAAAAAAAAAUUAAUUAGAAGGUUUCAAAUUCAAAUUCUUUGUUUGCAUUCUAAUCUUUCUCCAAAUAAAUUAUAAAAUUGAUCUAUUAAUCAUCAAAGUUUAUCAAACAGAUCUAAAUAACUCAAUUCUAUCACUUGUCAUCAUGUUGCUCCUAGUUUGAACCCUGCCCAAAUCCAUUCUGGCCAAGAGGUUUAAACUAUGAUGUAUUAAAUUAAUCUUCAUUUCUGAAGGAAUUUUCGAAAGUAAAUUGAAAUAUACAUUUUGAAGCAAGCAGAUUGGACUUUAUUUAUUUACAUACAUAUAUUACAUGAGAAAGUUCUUUCAGAAGACCAUUUUAGUAAUUGAGAAUUUUUGGUUGAAAAUGAAAUGUUUCAUCUUAAACAUUAUCUAAUAAGUUGGCUAAAUAAGUUGUUAAAAAAGAUUUAUUUUAUUAUGGCGUUCUUUGAUCUAUUAUUUUUAUUCAUCAUUGAUUAGACAAUUUGGGUUUAAAUUUUGGGUUUAAAAUAGUAUAAAGUGUUUAACAUUACUUACACUUAGCCUUUUUGAUUACCUUUUUUCCCAUUAGUAAUUAAUGGUUUAUAAUAGCUGUAAACUAGAAAUAUGUUUCAUUACAUUAAAAUUAUAGUAACUGUUAUAUGACUUAGCUAUUGCUAUACCGUAUGUAUAGUGAAAGAUUUUGCUUAAUAUUCAAGUGUUCAAUUUGUAUUUAUUUUUAAUCAUAUAAAUAUGAAAAUCAGUCUCGUGGGUGAACAUUUUGGUGCCUUACUGUAUUUUAUUCACUGUUCAGCUUUAAUGCAGUUGUUUAUUGUUAAUUUUUAUUAUUGAUAAUAAAAAUGUAGAUAUUUUGACUUCUAUUCUUGUAUAUAUUUGUAAAUACAGCAAAUCGUAGUAUUUGCUUUGGCAUAAAAAAUAAUAUUGUUUUAAUGUAUGUUAUAACUUAACUAUAAUGGAAUUCACCAUUAAAUUGUUGCUUUGUAUGGUCUGUAAAUUUUAAGGCUUUGACUACAAUGAUGUUAAAAAGGCCUAAUUUAUAGCCUAUCAAGAAAAGCUGUAAUGUCAGACAUAUCAACAAAAACAAAACUGUCAUUAACAAGCCAACAAUAAACAGAUGUAAUGUACAGUCAGCCAUUAUACAAUUCAAUAUAAAAGUAUCUAGCUAUCACUAAAGAGUUAUCAUGUAUAUUAAUAAUUAUAGAUGGCUGCCUGGUUUUGUGGUAUGUGUUCUGGAUUGCUGUUCAGUGCCAUCCUGUCAUCCUGUGGGAGGUAUGGGCUAGGAUGUAAUUAUCUUUUUGAUGUCUAAUUAUCUUCAGAAUCUGAAGAAGCAUCCAAAACAUGAAUAGCAUAACAUAACAUUUGGAUAGUCCAGGGUUUUAAGUCCUGUACGCUGCAACUUAUUUAUUAUUAUAAUUAAAAAACUAUUUGUGUGAGAAAAGAAAAGUUUUGUAAAUUUUAUUUUUCAUGAUCGUAUUUUAAUGCAAGAUAUUGACUUUUUUUUUUGUUUGAAGCUGAGACUCCAGUAUAUUUGUUGUUUGAUAUGUAGAAUAAAACUCUGUAAAAGAAUUAUCCUGUUUAAAAACAGUAUAUCUUAGUGUUGCCAUCUCUAUCUCACUAGCACUUAUAAAGGUCAAGAUUGUUACAUCAUUUUGUCAUUUCAAAAUGUCUAUUUUUAAUCUAAAAGGUGAAGCUCUAUUUCUAAAUUGAAAAUAGUUUGGUUUUAUUUAUUCUUUUCAAUCCUUCUUUUGUAUGCAAAUGAGAAUAUUAACUAUUGUUUAUCUUUAUGCUAAAUAAUUAGUAAAAAAAAAAGGAAAAAGUACGUCCUUUUAGACCUUGCAAUCAAUGGUGCAGAUGAUGUAAAGGUCAUCUGUUUCUUUGGCUAAUAGUUAACGACCAUUCACCUUUACUUUCACAAACUAAAGCCAGGUAACCACUAGGGUUAACUCAGGGACAUAGUAACAAUCUUUAAGCUAAAAAUCCUAAUCUUUACCAAGAUUUAAACUCGGGGGACAUCUUGGUUCAGAAGCCAAGUGCUUUACCACUCAGCCUCCAUGCCCCCCUAAAAUAAUUAGAAAUCAUUAAUUUUUUUGUUUGUUUCUUCAAAUAGAAUCUUUGGCAAUUUUACUUUAGCUGGGUUACUUUAAAAUGAUCACUUCCACUGAGUGGCUGAUCACACAAAUGUAAUAAUUGAUAUGACAGUACUACUGUUAUUUUAUUGUAUAGUCUGGAAGGUGUAUUAUAGGCCACAAAGUGAUAGAUCACAAAGCAUUUGGAUACUUUAGAAAUUCCCUACACCAUUUGAAACUGUUUUGUAAACCUAUUUGAGUUGCCUUGUGUUCAGUCUAACUUGCAGGUUGUUGUUUUUUUAAUACAUUAAGAAACUUGGUGGAAUGCAAUGCUGCUAACAUUAAUUGAAAUCAACUUUGAAAUGUUUCAUGUAUUAUAUAUAUUUGAUACAUGCUGUAAUGAAAAAAAAAUUAAAACAAUUUGCUUAUGGUA
Molecule: messenger RNA, 4707 nt
Organism: Biomphalaria glabrata
Lineage: Eukaryota; Metazoa; Mollusca; Gastropoda; Planorbidae
Product: proline-serine-threonine phosphatase-interacting protein 1-like
Exons: 14
Coding region: 671-1699 (342 amino acids)
Biological process (GO): actin filament polymerization
Cellular component (GO): actin filament; plasma membrane; cytoplasm
Molecular function (GO): actin filament binding
Source: RefSeq, a predicted model, not a curated record